Molecule: messenger RNA, 1308 nt
Organism: Parastagonospora nodorum SN15
Lineage: Eukaryota; Fungi; Ascomycota; Dothideomycetes; Pleosporales; Phaeosphaeriaceae
Exons: 4
Coding region: 1-1308 (435 amino acids)
Biological process (GO): regulation of DNA-templated transcription
Molecular function (GO): DNA-binding transcription factor activity
Source: RefSeq, a predicted model, not a curated record
AUGGUCAAUCGUCGAGCUAGUGACGGUCCGUCGACCCAAGCACCUAUCGCUCCUGUCGUCAAGCGCAAACGACUAGCUUCGUGCUUGGGCGAGCAAGAGCGACGCGAACGCAAACGAGCAAUUGACCGAGAAGCACAGCGAUCACUGAGAGAAAAGACAAAGACGCAUAUUGCCGAGCUUGAACGAACUAUACAGAUUCUGCGAGACCAGGAUCGACAUGGCACAACAUCUAGCCUACUGUCUGAAAUUGACGUGUUGCGAGCCGAGAAUGAACGGUUACGGGAAGUCAUAGACAACGUCAAAAGCGUGAUAGGAUGUGACUUGCUCCCUCGUAAUACUGCUACGAACGGCGGGACGGGAGAUGGCGGAAUGGAGCAUUCGCCAGCAGCAUCCAGUGUCGGGCUGACAGCACCCGUCUCGUUCACGAAAUCUGUAAUCUCCCCACCAGCCGAAAGUCAUGAUCAGUUCGACUACCAGGAACCCGUUCCACCUACUGCGAAGUCGCUUGACCUGGACGGUAUGACCAUCAUGACAGGCCUUGAAGACAAUACACCAGCUGCUCCAGAUCCGAGCACGGGUAUGGAUCUCGAUCUACCACCAGUUGCAGAAAGCCCAGAACACGAGGCGGAAGACUUGUCAUGGAGCAACGACCCAGCAACCGCUACAUGGGCGCCCUUGAUGGCAGAGGUACAAAGUCCUCCUCAAAACUCUCUUCUAGCACUGACUAAAGGAACCUCCAGUUUUUCGGUCCAAAUUGGCGCUGUCCCCCGCCGGUCAUCCUACACUUCGGCAAUCCUGAACCAGUCCCCGCCUCUGCAUCCAGCACCCUCUGCCCCGGCUGGAAGAAGAGCAACGAGCUCUUCGGAAAAGUCUUGUCCUACCGUUCCUCAACAACAGGUACCUGCCCCCCUAGUUCCGAAGCAGGUCUCUUAUACCUGGGCAUACAGAAGGGUUCAGAUGCAGAGCCCCGUGCUCCAAAUCCUGAAGCAAGUCGACGAUCUACUGUUUUGCCAUCUGCCGAAUGUGGAAAGAUUGGCCGCGGCGUACAAGAGCUUCAAACUGUUGAAGUAUUAUCUUAAUGCGACCAAGGAUGAGCUGGAUAAAGUGCCUGAGUGGCUGAGACCGAGGUAUGGAUAUACCUACUACUUCUUCAAGCUGUGUACCGAUCAUUUGGUAGUCUCUCACAAUCCGCCACGAAACACCCAGUUGCUGUGGAUUUCUUUGCAUGGCCCACGCCUGCGCGACUGCCUGGUCCAGAAUCACGACGAUGUCUUCACAAACGGCAAUCUGUCAAAAGUGCCACUCUGA